GCAUGUGGGUAUCUUUCCAGUGUAUUAUCACAUACCCAAACCUCUCUCCUCUCAUCAUAAAAACAACCCCUUUUUUCCUUUACCUCUCAUCUUUCAUUUCUCAUUCUCCACAGUUUCUUUCUUUCACUCUUUUUUUUGCCCUAUCUAAUAGGGUUCCCAUCAUCUUCAAGCUCCAAUCUUUCUCAUGCAUUCGUGUCUUCAAGCCAUACACGGUGACGUUUUAGCCUUCUUCCUUUUUGGGUCUCUUUUUUUGUCUCUCUUUGGAGGGUUUUUGGGCGUGGAACAGUGCAUAUUUGACCUCCCGGGGUUUUUUGAGCUGUACUCAUGUCAAAGCUCUUUGCUUUUAGCGGAAGUGAUGAUUUUUGCCCUGGGGGGUCAAUCUACCCAAACCUCAAGGAGUCAAGUCUCUUUUUGUACCCUAACCAGGAUGUGUAUUUCCCUCCUUGCAAGAGGUACCGCAUCAGUGCCCCAUUCGUUUUCGCUGGAGGGAAGUUUGAGCAAAAGAAGCCUUCAAUCGAGGUCCUCCCCGAUGAAUGCUUAUUUGAAAUCUUCAGACGGUUACCUGGAGGCCAAGAGAGGAGUACCUGUGCUUGUGUUUCCAAGCGCUGGCUUACACUUGUAAGCAACAUCCGUAGAGAUGAAAUCAGUGAUAAUCAAACCCCCCAAGCUUCGGAUCUUGAGCACGAGAAUACUGAUAAGAAAGGUGGAGUUUCUUCUGAGGAUGUAGAUUCGGAUGUUGAGGGUGAUGGAUACCUCUCAAGGAGUUUGGAUGGGAAGAAAGCAACAGAUAUUAGACUUGCAUCUAUUGCUGUCGGAACAGCUAGUCGUGGAGGAUUGGGGAAACUUUUCAUUCGAGGAAGCAAGUCCAGGCAUGGAGUAACUACUGUUGGCCUCAGAGCCAUUUCCCGCGGGUGCCCUUCUUUAAGGGUUCUUUCCUUGUGGAAUUUGUCUUCUGUUGGAGAUGAAGGUCUUUGCGAGAUUGCCAACGGGUGUCACCAGCUAGAGAAGCUUGACCUUUGCCACUGUCCCUCAAUUACUGAUAAGUCUUUGCUUGCUGUAGCAAAGGGCUGCCCUAACUUGACUGAUCUGACCAUCGAGGGUUGUGCAAACAUUGGAAAUGAAGGUCUUCAAGCAAUAGCACGUAGCUGUCCCAAUCUAAAGUCCGUUUCCAUCAAAGAUUGCCCCCUUGUUGGAGAUCAAGGAGUUGCGAGCCUGUUGUCUUCAGCCUUGUAUUCCCUCACAAAAGUCAAGCUCCAGGCCUUGAACAUCACUGAUGUCUCUCUUGCUGUUAUCGGACACUAUGGCAAGGCAGUGACCGACCUUUCCCUCACUAGCCUUCCAAAUGUGACUGAAAAGGGCUUCUGGGUAAUGGGUAAUGGUCAUGGACUACAGAAAUUGAAAUCUUUCACAGUUACAUCCUGCCGUGGAGCGACAGAUUCGGGACUUGAAGCUGUUGGAAAAGGUUGCCCGAAUUUGAAGCAGUUAUGCCUCAGUAAAUGCCCUUUCUUAUCUGAUAAGGGGUUGGCGUCUUUAGCCAAAGCAGCCGGUUCACUAGAGUGCUUGCAACUGGAGGAGUGCCACAGAAUCUCCCAGUUUGGGUUUUUUUGCUCCCUUAUUAACUGUGGUGCAAAGUUGAAGGUUAUUUCCUUUGCAAACUGUUUAGGCAUUAAGGACCUAAACUCGGGAUUGCCACCUCUAUCCCCUUGUGAAUCCCUUAGAUCUUUGUCCAUCCAUAACUGCCCUGGUUUCGGCGAUGCUAGCUUGUUUGCGUUGGGGAAGUUGUGCCCUCAACUGCAGCAUGUAGAGUUGUGUGGGCUUCAUGGAAUAACAGAUGCUGGGGUUCUCCUGUUGCUCGAGAGUUGUGAGGCUGGUUUAUUAAAGGUUAAUCUCAGCGGUUGUGUGAAUUUGAGCGACAAAGUUGUUCAAACGAUCUCCAACUUGCAUGGGUGGACUCUAGAACUGCUGAAUCUCGAUGGUUGCAAGAUCAGCGACGCUAGUUUAGUUGCAAUUGCCGAAAACUGUCAGUUGCUAACUGAUCUCGAUAUCUCCAAGUGCACCAUCACCGAUUCUGGAAUCGCAGCUCUGGCUCAUUUCAAUCCGAUCAAUCUGCAGAUCCUUUCGGUAUCUGGGUGCUCUAUGGUUUCAGACAAAAGCUUGCCUUCACUUGGAAAACUGGGUGAGACCCUCUUGGGGUUAAACCUACAGCAAUGCAAAGCAAUCAGCAGCCGUGCCGUGGAGCUACUUACGGAGCAGCUAUGGAGGUGUGAUAUCCUUUUCUAAACUAAUGCAUACAAACUCCUCCAUACAUAGAUUUUUCAGAACAGCCUUUGCAAGUAGCCAGCCGCUUUUUCCUCCAGUACUUGGUCCCCUUUUCCAGGGAAUACGGUCGUUCUUUCUUUCUUUCUUUUUUUGCAGGUUUCCAUCAUCCGGGAUGAUCUGCUACUACUUUUUGAGCCUGAAAAUGGGCGUCGGUUUCUUCAUGGCUGAAUUUCCCUGAGAUGGGUUCUGGAUUUUUGCUUAGCCUUUGUGCAUAUUUGCUUUAGGCCAAAGCUUUUGCUUAAUAUUGUCCUUAUUUGAAGUAGGUUUUCCAAUGUUGGGUUGUAGUUUGAGGUUGCUUUUUGCAGUUUCAAAGCGUGGUGUUGCAAGCUUUUCAUGGGCUUUGACCAUGGCAGCUAUAUAUAGUCUGCCAUGACAACUCUUGUAGUUGUUUUUUUUGUUUUUGUUACCAAGCCCUGGUUUUGCUGGUUUCAUCUGCUCUGAAACUGCCAACUGUAACCUCUCAAAACCAUGUAAUAAAAUUUAAUUUCAUGUAUGUUUUUCUGCUCUCAUGAUGAAUAAAAAAGUUAUUAAAUUAUAA
Molecule: messenger RNA, 2857 nt
Organism: Gossypium raimondii (Peruvian cotton)
Lineage: Eukaryota; Viridiplantae; Streptophyta; Magnoliopsida; Malvales; Malvaceae
Product: EIN3-binding F-box protein 1
Exons: 2
Coding region: 325-2280 (651 amino acids)
Biological process (GO): SCF-dependent proteasomal ubiquitin-dependent protein catabolic process
Cellular component (GO): SCF ubiquitin ligase complex
Molecular function (GO): protein binding
Source: RefSeq, a predicted model, not a curated record